UUUAACUAGAGUUAAAACAUAAUUUUGUGUUGCAGUUUCUCUAUAAAACGCGCAUUAGGUACAAUUAAUGUAGAUUUCAGUGUAAAACAUACAGAAAGUGCAAUGCUUGACUUAAAUUAAUUGUAGUUUUACUGUAAAUUGUGCAGUGACUGCAGUAUUUUUGACUUUAAUUAAUGCAGAUUUCAGUGUAAAAUGUGCCACGAGUGCAGAGCUCGACUGUGAUUAACUAAAGUUUGUGCAUAAAACCUGCAGCAGGUGCAGUGACUUUAACUAAUGGAAGCUGCUGUGUAAAACGUGUUUGACUAUAACUAAUAGAUGCUUUACUAUAGAACCUACAGUGGGUGCAGUCUUUGACUUUAAUCAGUGUAGAUUUCAGUGUAAAACGUGCAGUAGAAGCAGUGUUUGACUUCAGUUCAUUGCAGUUUCACUGUGAAACAUGCAGUCACUACAGUAUUGGAUUUUGAUUGAUUUGAUUGAUGUCGAUUUCAGAAUAAAGCAUGCAGUGGGUGCAGUGUUUGACUUUAAUUAGUUCAGAUUUCAGUGUAGAAUGUGCAGUGUGUGACUAUAAUUAAUGCAGAUUUCAGUAUAAAACAUGCAGUAGAUGCAAUGUUUGACUUUAAUGUAGAUUUCAGUCCAAAACGUGCAGUGUCUGACUAUAAUUACUGGAAGUUGCUGUAUAAAAAUGCAGUGGGUGCAGUGUUUGACUCUAAUUAGUAGAUGUUUUACUAUAAAACCUACAGUAGGUGCACUAUUAGACUUUAAUUGAUGUAUAUUUCAGUGUAAAUCAUGCAGUUGUUGCAGUGUUUGGUUGUAAUUAAUGGAAGUUGCUGUAUAAACCAUACAGUACAUGCAGUGUUUGACUAUAAUUAAUGCAGAUUUCAGUAUAAAUCGUGCAGUGGAUGCAGUGUUUGACUAUAAUUAACGCAGAUUUCAGUGUAAAACGUGCAUAUUUGACUGUAAUUAAUGGAAGUUGCUGUGUGAAGCGUGCAGUGGGUGCAGUCAGUGUUGUGCUCAGCUGUCAGAGGACAGAUUUAGCUGCUGUUUCGCCUCCUGCUGCUCCUCCUCCCUCCAACAUUCCACACAUGCGGAGAAGCAACAAGCUACCGAAGCAGCAGCAGCAACAGCUAGCAGCAGCAGCUAACCGUCCGAAAGGGGACGAGGCGUUUUAACAUGCAAAAGUUUACAAACACCGAUUCCUUGCCUUGACCGGACACCGAAUCGACGCCUGGCGACACCCGACGCGGCUGCGGAAGCCAUGGGUCCCGGCUGGCUUCAUUAAAACCUACUUAUUCGCGUUAUUCGGAGCUUCAAAUGUGCGAAAAGUCGCUCGGUGUGUCCUCGUCGUUGAACAAGAUGGCAGCAGCGGCGGCGGUGGCAGUAGCACCGGAGCAGGGUUUCACCGUGGAGCGGGUCCUCGUCGCUAGCCGGUUCUCUGAUGCUCUGGGUGGAACUAUUUACUGGUCUUAUUGAAGGUAUGGCCUCACAGGUCUUGGUCUACCCAUCACACCUGCACUCAGCUCAGAAAAGUGCCUUAGGAACCAGCAGCAGCGGUACCAGCAGACUCUCGGGUGAAGCCCACCGCAGCAGCAGCAGCAGAGCCUUUCAGCAACGACCGCCGCCCAAGACCUAUGUGAUCGGCGUCAACUACGGUAUCGCCUACCCCAACAACGUCAUCCCGUCCUCAGCCGACCCGGGAAGACUCGCAGAGAGGGACGAGAGCUGGACGGGCCCGGGAGAGGCCGGCGUCCAGGAGCAGCUUGGCCAGAGCCGAGGCCCACAGGAGGUGAGGCUUCGUAGGGACAGUGGUGGAACUCCAGCAGGCGGAGGUCUGGACUGCGGGCUGCUGAGGAGGGCCUGCAUACGAGCCGAGGAGGACGAGAGGGCGAGGAGGCGGGCCAGAGGAGGGUACGUCGGCCUUCUGGACGCCGGCUCCACCCAGAGAUGUGAGCAGAAGACGGGCGACGGCGGAGAACGAGCGCAGGAGAACAGCCGUGUGGGAGCCAUGCAGAUAGUGGAGGAGGCAUCUGCUCUGCCUUCGCUUCCUCCACCUGUGGCCAUGUUGCAAACCAGCGCCGGGAACAAUGCAGACCCUGUGAGGGGAGGCGGAGGGACGCUUCCCGCUCAGAGCAACAGGGCCGAGGCGGUCAGGCCGGACGGGACCGAGAUCGGACGCAGCGGAGAGACGACGACAACGACGACGACGGCCGGAGCCCCGGUGACGAGAACCGGGUCGGUGGACGGAGAUUAUCAGCUGGUGCAGCACGAGGUCCUCUGCUCCCUGAAGAACAGCUACGAGGUUCUGGAGUUCCUGGGCCGAGGCACCUUCGGACAGGUGGUGAAGUGCUGGAAGAGGGGCACGAACGAGGUGGUGGCGGUGAAAAUACUGAAGAACCACCCGUCCUACGCACGUCAGGGGCAGAUCGAGGUGGAGAUUCUGGCCCGGUUGAGCAGCGAGAACGCCGAGGAGCACAACGUGGUUCGAGCUCUGGAGUGUUUCCAGCACCGCAGCCACACCUGCCUGGUGUUUGAGAUGCUGGAGCAGAACCUCUACGACUUCCUGAAGCAGAACAAGUUCAGCCCGCUGCCGCUCAAAAUCAUCAGACCCAUUCUGCUACAGGUGGCGACGGCUCUGAAGAAGCUCAAGUCUCUGGGUCUGAUCCACGCCGACCUGAAGCCGGAGAACAUCAUGCUGGUGGACCCCUCCAGGCAGCCCUACAGGGUCAAAGUGAUCGACUUCGGCUCGGCCAGCCACGUCUCCAAGGCCGUCUGCUCCACGUACCUGCAGUCCCGAUACUACAGGGCUCCGGAGAUUAUUUUGGGCCUGCCGUUUUGCGAGGCCAUCGACAUGUGGUCGCUGGGCUGUGUGAUAGCCGAGCUCUUCUUGGGCUGGCCUCUUUACCCCGGAGCGCUGGAGUACGACCAGAUCCGGUACAUCUCUCAGACUCAGGGCUUGCCGGCCGAACAGCUGCUCAACAAGGGGACCAAGACCUCUCGCUUCUUCUCCAAAGAAUCUGACUCUCCGUACGCCUCCUGGAGACUAAAAACGACAGAAGAGCACGAGAAGGAGACGGGACUUAAAUCCAAAGAGGCCAGAAAGUACAUCUUCAGCUGUCUGGAGGACAUAGCACACGUGAACUUGGUGCUGACUCCUGAUAACAGCGACAUGCAGGCAGAGAAAGCAGACAGACGGGAGUUUGUGUCUCUGCUGAAGAGCAUGCUGCUGAUCGACGCCGAGAACAGAACUGUUCCCUCCAGCGUCCUCAGCCACCCCUUCCUCACCAUGACCCACCUGCUGGAUUAUCCCCACAGCAACCACGUGCAGUCGUCGUUCCGCAUCAUGGACAUGUGCCACACUCGGCCCAGCAACGCAGUCUUCGACGCCCUGAACCAGAACACCAUUCACUUCUCCAGACCUCCCGUUGCCCCCGCCGCCUCCUCGGGCCUCCCUCUGGGCUACAGCAACAUACCGGUCCACACCCAGGCUCUAACCCAGUCGGCCCCCUCAGUGUUGCAUCCUGGGAUAGCGCUAACAACAGGAAACGGUCAGUUUGGCUGCAGCGACUCGUUUCCACCGGCCCUCCUCCUCUGUCCUCCUGCCAUGCAAGGUAACCUCAAUCAACCAGCAGGGUAUUCGGUUCCCAUGGUAACUCAGGCCCCUCCCAUACAGCCUCUACCGGUGAGGCCAGGCGUGAUCACUCAGCAGGCCUGGUCCAGUCGGGGGCAGCAGCUCCUCGUCCCGGCGGCCUGGCAGCCGAUGACUCCCGUGGGUCCUCCUCCAUCCCACCCGCCUCCCCCGCCUCCAUCCUCCCUCAGCGGCGACACGGCGGCCGGCCCACAGAGGAUCAGCGACUGGGGGAAAGUGCGUUCCCACAGCGGCCAUUACAACGCAGUGAUGCAGCAGCCCCUCCUGACCAAUCAGAUGCCAGCCCUGUCUGCUCAUCAGCCAAUCAACAUCGGCAUAGCUCAUGUUGUGUGGCCUCAGCCGGCCAAUAAGAGGAACCGACACGGUCACAACAGGAACCUGUCCCACACCAGCAACGUCCACAUAUCAGCCUGCCGCACGCCCAAAAUGGCCGACGUCGUUGGCCAGGCGGUGGCAGGACAGGAGGAGCCUCGGAGGACGGCGCCUCUGGUGGAGACCAGGCGGCCGGAGGUCCGGAACACAGACGAGGAGGAGGAGGACGGCGAGGAGGAGGUGAGCUGCUUCAAAGACGUGGUUCCCAGCGGGAGUCUGUCCAGGCAGCAGCAGCAGAGAGACGUGGCGGUCCUGAUGGGCGACACGCCGAGUCCAGCCGCCAGCGUCAUCAGCAUCAGGAGCGACCUGACCGAGGACGAGAGGGAGGAUGAAGACCCUCAGAGGUGCCGUCUGAACGAGUGUAAGGAGGAGUGUGUGUGUGAGGCCUGCAGAAACACCAGCGUGUCCAUGGAGAGGGUUUGUUCCCUCAGCAGCCCCGACAGCAGCCUCAGCACCAGCUCAUUCGCCUCCAACUCGCUGCAGUCCAGCCCUUCAGUGUCGCCCUGCAAGAGACCCAACAGCAUGUCUGAGGACGACGGCCAUGAAAGCGGCUGCGACACGGUGGAAGGCUCGCCCACGUCCGACACGUCCACGUCCCCGCGUGGCAACAGCUCCUACCGUUACCUCGACAACGGCAACCACAACAACCGGCCGCCGCUGGCCGCCAUGGUGGCGCCGCUGCCUUCGCCCAGCCUGCAGGGCCGGAGCCACGGCGGCAUCAGGACCAUGGUGGUUCCUCCCAUGAGGGUCCAGAACAACAACACUCAGGGCAGCGAGGAGCGAGUCCAGAGAACCGCCUCAGAGUCCUGGUCCCGGUCCAAAGGGCGCUGCAGCCUCGUUGGUCAGCAGAACACUCCCUCCUCCGUCCCCCUCCUCCCAUCCGGCCCUCACCUGUCCAGGCAGCAGAAGGUGACGGCGGGCCAGCAGCAGCAGCAUCCUCUGGGCUUUGGACAGGUGCAGCCGUACGUUUCCAACCUCGGCAACAAAGAGUGGAACGGCAACUACGGCCCCCUUCGUCCUCACGCCUUCAUCCCCCCCACGGUCCACACCUUCACCCACCUCCCCCACAGCAGCCCCACCCACAGCCAGGCCGCCCCCCACACCCUGCUCUCCUACCCCAGCGGGCCGCUCGCCUCCGCCCACCACCCCCACCCCAUCCUGCCCUCCCGCCCGCCGCCUCCCCCCCUCCUCCAGCACGGCUACGGUCUGUCCCACCCCCAGGGCGGCGCCAUAGUCCACCAGGUGACGCUGGGCCUCGGCGCUCCCCCGCCUCACCCCCACCACCCGCACAGGCUCCUCCCCUCGCCCACCAUCCACCCCCACCACCACCAGCCCGGCUACGCCCACCACCCGCACCAGUUCAAGCCGCCGUUCCCGCCGCCGCCGCCUCACCCCUACAUGGCGUCCCCCGCCGCCUACACCGGCUUCCCUCUGAGCCCCACCAAGCUGGGCCACCACCCCCAGUUCUCGUACAUCUGAGGCGGCAGCAGCAGCUCCUCCUGGUGGGGAAGUGGACGGGCGGCGGGACGUGGUCUGGAAGAGCUGCCGGCCGAGCUCAGAGCGGACUCCUGUGACGACGACGAGGAGGAAGAAGAAGAAAGACGGCGGAUGGAGAAAGAUGCUUCAAGGACGGAUAAAUAAACGGUCGCACCACGAUGAGAUUUCCCUUAAGCGUGCGUCGCGUUCCCUCCUUUAUUUUUAUUGGUUGUUGUGUUUUUCCCGGCUGGAGGCUGGAGAUCUUCGCCCCCCUUUCCCUUUAUCUCCGUCGCCUUGUCGCUCGGAUCUGUGGGUUUGAAGCCAUCCCUCCCAAACGCACCAUUUCACCGUCUCUUGUUUCAGGCAGCCUUCUCUCUUUUGUUGUUUUUUUUUGCUCCUGCCGCCUCCUAGUGCCUUAAAGGAAAAAAAAAAAACCUCCUUCAGGAACUUUAUAGAUUGUAAAUUUAUAAAAGAAAAGCGGGGCUUGGAGCACUUAAACCUUCGGGCUCAGCGCUGAUCACAAACACGAGGCUUGAUUCUGGAUUUCCUUUUAGCUAGAGGCUGCACAUAUAUAGGGCUUUGACUGAAUGAGCUUUUUAUGUACAUGUAUAAAAGAAAAGAGUGAUUUGAUAUUUUGAUAAUCGAUUUCUAUUCACUAUAGUACUUAAUUCAUAACAGUAUUGUCACUGUUUACUGUAACUGCAAUACAAUCUAGAUAGACUCUGGGUUGCUGUGUUUUUAUCAUUAUUAUUAUUAUUAUUAUUAUUAUUAUGCAUUUAGGCAUUAAUUAGACUUUGGGAGUGGCUUAAUUAGAGGUAAUUCUUUUUGUGUUUUUAAGCUUGUCAGUGUUUGAAUAACCUAUCCACUUACAGUAUCAUUGCUGGGCUGUAACUGUUUUUCUUUUUUGUCCGCGUAUUGAAGCCCGUUGUCAGUUUUGAUACAUUCCUUCAGGGUUUGGGUGCAUAGCCUUGAUUUUUAUUAUUUCUGAUUCUGGCGUGUUUUUGUCGUUUCGUUUUACUCCAAUCAGCACCAAAGACUGUUCGUUAAUCAUUUCUCAAAGCAUCGGUCGGCGAUAUUUCUCCCUUUUUAAAGACAAACGCGCAAAAAAACUCGGAUGAGGUUUUAUUUUUCUGAGCUGUGUUCGACAUAAAACACACAAAAAAACACGUAUUUGGAAUGUAUAGAUGAUAAUAAGCUGCUAUGUACUGAUUAUCCGCCACCUGGUAGCUGUGAAUCUAGAGGAUUAAUGUCAUCCUAGCCUGCGUUCUCUCUUUUUUUUUUGUGAUGACAGAAGUGGGUUUUGUUCUGAUCCUAGAGUAUAUUGAUGCUAGUGCCUCUGUAUAUUGGCUUUGUUGUUUAUUUGAAGUGAUUGUAAACUGCUGUAAUGGAAGUUUUACUCUUUUUUUUAAUUAUUAUUUUGUUGUUUUUUCCUUUUCGUGCGUGGUUAUUUAGCAUCAGUAUUUCAAACGUAGGCUGGGUUCGCUCUUUAAAUUGCUGUUUUUUUGGGUUUUCCGUUGUCGGACUGUAUUUUACCCGCGACUCUUCGUACUGUACAACUCUUAGUGCCUUCCUUCCAACAAGUGGCUGACGGACGAUUCGUAGACUAGCUUCUAAACAAAAAACCCCAAAGUUAGUUGUUUGUUUGUUUGGAGUCUGUAAACAGUCUUGUUUUCUUCUAACAGAAUCCUAAGAAAGUACAAGUCAGGGAAGGUUUUCUCAGCAGGAACGCCGUGCAGUGCUCAUAAAAGCGAAACGUAGGGCCUGGUUCCACACAAAUGCAAAGCUUUAUUCUCACUCGGUGAAUGUAUUUGUGCAUCUGGAGACGCCUCACGGCGUUUUUCUCGUGUUUUCUACGCAGCUAUUACCGCAGGCAGACACGGUGUUUGAGUCAGAAAUGCUUUACCUUCAGCUCCAAAGUCGUCCCACCUUAACCUGCUUAUCGUAUUACAUCAUAAUGGGGUUUUUUUGCUGUCGCUUGGGUGUGUUUUGUGUAAUUAUGCUACUGUGUUGAUGACUUUGGAACGAGAGGACGCACCGUUUGAGUUAGAGGAGAUGGUUUUUGUUCUAACCCUGUGGUGUGCAGCCUCUCCAUGUGUCCGUUUGUUUGUGUCGGCUCAGAACAGACGAUGAGACGAAAGAAAAGGAUCCGUUCUGUCGCCUCAGUCCAGAGGGGUGGGAUCCGAAGCGAGGUUAGCGGGUUACAGAGGUAUGUAGAGCCUUAAAGACAGAGCUUUUAGUGUCGCAAAGAUGCUAAACCACCGUUUUAACUCAUGCUAACCUGCUCUAGAGGACAUUUAAGAUUGGAGUUUUGGAUUUAAAUCAGCUGUAAGAAGCUCCACAAUUAACAUCUGCAAGUAUACUGAGUGACUGUACGGAGAAAACACACAAAUAUGCUGCCGAGUUUAUAUAGUAAGACGAUGUGAUUUAAACCUCUAUUUCAUUUUAGGAUUGAAAGUGUUGGAGUAUUUCCAGUUUUUCACCUUUAAUGUGCAGCUGUCAGUUAGAAAUGAACCUAAAACCAGAGUUUUAAAGCUGAUAAAUCACCGUUUUAAGUGAUGCUGCACAGCUAACCUGCUCUAGAGGGGGUUUUAGUUUAGAGUUUUGGAUUUAAAUCAGCUGUAAGAAGAUUCAAUUCAUCAUCAAUUAAUAUCUGCAAGUAUAUGAAGUGACUGUAUGCAGAAAAUGCUGUCAAACUUAGGUCUGAUUUGGCUAAAAAAAAUGAAGUAAUUCCAACGUCCCCUUCGUUUUGGGACAGUUUUAGGCUGCAAAUGUUGAAAAACACUCAAGAAAAAUAUAAACCAACACUUUUGUUUUUGCUCCUGUUUUUUAUGAGAUGAACUCAAAGAUCUAAAACUUUUUCCACAAACACAAAAUCACCAUUUCUCUCAAAUAUUGUUCACAAAUCUGUCUAAAUCUGUGACAGUGAGCACUUCUCCUUUGCUGAGAUAAUCCAUCCCACCUCACAGGUGUGCCAUAUCAAGAUGCUGAUUAGACACCAUGAUUAGAGCACAGGUGUGCCUCAGACUGCCCACAAUAAAAGGACACUCUGAAAGGGGCAGUUUUAUCACACAGCACAAUGAUUUAAGGGAGUGUGCAGUUUGCAUGCAUUUUGUGGAACAAUUUCACCUUGAUUUGACCAAAAAUGAAUUAAUUUCAACCCGUUUCAUUUUAGGACAGUUACUGACAAAAAAGCAGAAAACCUAUAAAUAUGCUUUAAAACUUUAAUAUAUUACUGCCAAGUUAAUUUCACGCUGCUUUUUGUGCAGCUAAUGUAGCAACAGAGAAGAAAAAUAUGGUUCAGUACACAGAAAAUUUAAUGAGAAUCAGAGUUUUCUCUUUGAUUUGAGCAGAAACUACAGUGAUUUUUUUUUUUUACAUUUCCUCCAUUUUGAAACAGUUUUAAGCUAAAAAAUAUUGGCUUUAAUGUUCAAAUAUUUAAAGUUUAACACCUUUAUUGUGAAGCUAAUAGAACACAUACUAGAAAAAAAAGGUGUUUAUCAAAGAGAAUAUUCAAUUAAAACCAUUAAUUUCACUUUAUUUGUCAAAAAAAGUGAACAAAAUUCAUAUUUCCUUCAUUUGGGGACAGUUUCUGGCUAAAAAUGUUGAUUUUAAUGUUAAAAUAUUUAAAAUUUAACAACUCGGAAAUAAGACACACUAUUAGAUCAGUAAUAUUUCUCCUUCUUGCCGUAAUAAAUGUUUUAUUUUCUGUUAUAACAACCUGUUCCUAUUGGCUACAGUAGUCGGCACACAACUGCUGUCAAAAUUUGUGCAAAAAUGAUCCAAAAUGACAGAAAAUCAGUUGAAAAUGAAAUAAAAAUUGUCUUAAAUUGCUUGAAAAUGAUGCAGAAUUUUCUUGAAAUUGUCUAAAAUUUCUAAAAACGUGUUCAGAAUGACACAAACAUUCUUGAAGAAUACUAAAAAAUACGUAGAAACGGCUAAAAAAGAUUGCCAAAAGCAUCUUUUUUUUUUCUGUGAGCGUGCUCUGAGUGUAAUAAAGAAAACUUGGUUAGCAAAGAAUGCUAAUAACCACGUCAAGAUUGAUUUAUUCAGGUUUUGUUAAUCCGGCUAACUCUAGAAAAGCCUGACUUAGUUAAACUCGCUUCGUAUUUCAUCCCUCUGGAGCUAGAAGCAGCACAUGGAGCCUCAAACAGCAGGUCUGAGGACUCAGAUUUCUAAAAAAUAUGAUUUAAAAAAUGGAUUUUCUGCAUUAUUUGGCCUCAAACUGCUAUAAACUCCACCAAAUGACGAGGGUGGACGUCUCAUUCGUGUCCUGAGCUGCUGAACAAAAACAAACGACUCCUAGCACUUGGACUAAUCAUUCUUCUCCUCAUCGGGUGGUUGUAUUUAGACUGGUAGAAAACGGCUAAAUUUGAACCUGUUACUGUUCUGUGUAGAUCUGUGUGGCUUUCCGAUUUCAUUUUGUUGAUUCUUUUUUUUUAAAUGCUACACUAGUCGGACAUGUAGCGACUGCACUGUGCAAUAUAACGACAAUAUACGAGGACUGGGAAGAUGAUCUGGGGUUCGUAACGAUGUGUGUCCCCCCUACUUUUAGUUCUCAGCGAGUUUCUAUGUGACCGAGCCUCGUGCACUUCGUCACAAAAAGCGGGUUUCCUCCUCGGUGACUCUUAUUGGUGAGUGUCAAAUUAUGAAUCCAUGGUUGUAACUAUGUCAAGAUUCACUUUGAAUUAAAAAAAAAACGACAAAAAAAAAUCUCUCGCUUCAAGAA
Acanthochromis polyacanthus (spiny chromis) is the source of this 10217-nucleotide messenger RNA. RefSeq names its product homeodomain-interacting protein kinase 3-like. Gene Ontology annotation, cellular component: PML body; nucleus; cytoplasm. NCBI's taxonomy places the organism in Eukaryota, Metazoa, Chordata, Actinopteri, Pomacentridae. Gene Ontology annotation, molecular function: protein tyrosine kinase activity; ATP binding; protein serine/threonine kinase activity. Gene Ontology annotation, biological process: peptidyl-serine phosphorylation; peptidyl-threonine phosphorylation. The record is from RefSeq and is a predicted model, not a curated record.